CCUGGAUAAGACAUGGCUGCAGAGGGAGAGGAGAGAAAUGCACGAGCAGCAGCCGUGAGCCCUGCGGAUCACCAUGGAGGGAACCAGACAGGCAAGAAUUUCUCGUCCUCACAAGAUAAGUGAAACUUCAAAGGUGUACCAAUGGGCUGACCACUCCAACCUAGUUCUUCGGAGCCUGAAUGAACAGAGGAACCAGGGCCUCUUUUGUGACAUCAUCCUAGUAGCAGAGGAGCAAAGAGUUCCAGCCCAUCGGAACGUUCUAGCUGUCUGCAGCGACUACUUCAACUCCAUGUUCACUAUUGGCAUGCGGGAGGCCUAUCAGAAGGAAGUCGAGCUCUUCGGGGCCUCAUACAUUGGCCUCAAAGCCAUCAUUGACUUCCUGUAUGGCUGUGAGCUAUCCUUGGAUGGUGGGAAUAUUGACUACGUUUUGGAAACGGCUCACCUACUGCAGAUCUGGAAGGUGGUCGACUUCUGUUGCGAAUACUUGGAGAACGAGGUCAAUGAGGAGAAUUACCUGUACCUUCAAGAGCUGGCCUCCAUCUACAGUCUCAGGCGCUUGGACUCUUACAUCGACACUUUCAUCUUGCGAAACUUUGGUACACUCUCCUUCACCUCGGAUUUCCUGCAGAAUGUUUCUAUCCAGAAACUGUGCCAGUACCUUGGUAGCAACGAUGUCCAACAGGAAUGCGAGCACGAUUUGCUGCAGGCUGCACUGCUGUGGGUGACGCAGUAUCCCGAAAGGGAAACAGAGGCCUACCGGGUCUUAGAAAACAUUCACUUCCCCUUGAUCCCAAGAAGUGACCUUCUACACAGAGUGAAACCGGCAGUCUGCUCUCUCAUCCCCAAAGAAACCAACUGCGAGACUUUUGUCGAAGAAGCCGUCAACUAUCACAACAAUAUCACAGCUCAGCCGCUCCUGCAGAACCAGAGAACCGUUCUUCGUGCAAGUGAAGAGAAGCUUCUUUUCGUAGGUGGGGAGGUGUCAGAACAUUGCCUGGAGUUGAGCGAUGACACCUGCUUUCUAGACACCAAAAGGGGACAGUGGGUGCGGGAAACGCACCUCCCGGCGAGGCGGAGUCACCACUGUGCUGUAGUGCUUGGAGGAUUCAUCUUUGUCGCGGGAGGCAGCUUUUCUCGAGACAAUGGUGGCGAUGCGGCUUCCAAUCUUCUAUAUAGGUAUGACCCUCGGUGUAACCAAUGGAUAAAGCUGGCUUCCAUGAGACAAUGUCGAGUGGACUUCUAUCUGGCAGCCAUAAAAGAUAUGCUUGUGGCUAUUGGUGGAAGGAAUGAAAAUGGAGCACUUUCAUCUGUGGAGAUCUACAGCCCUGAGAAAGAUGAUUGGGUAUAUGUCGCAGGCUUGCCAAGGCUUACCUACGGUCAUGCUGGAGCGGUCCACAAUAAACUUGUUUACAUCUCAGGAGGCCAUGAUUAUCAAGUUGGUCCCUACCGCAAAAACCUCCUCUGCUACGACUAUCACACAGAUGUAUGGGAAGAGAAGAGGCCCAUGAUCACUGCCAGGGGCUGGCACAGCAUGUGUACUUUGGAGGAAAACAUUUACUCCAUCGGUGGCAGCGACGACUACCUAGAAACCAUGACCCGCUUUGACAUCUUGGCCGUGGAGUCUUACAGCCCGCAAUGUAAUCAGUGGACCCGGGUGUCUUCCUUGUUGGAAGCCAACAGUGAAUCUGGAGUAGCUGUUUGGGAAGGCAAGAUCUAUAUCCUUGGGGGAUACAGUUGGGAAGACACCGUCUUCUCCAGAACAGUCCAGGUGUACGACAGAGAGAAAAAUAAGUGGCAGAAAGGGACAGAUCUUCCAAAAGCGAUUGCCGGGGUUUCUGCUUGCGUCUGUGUGCUAAAAUCAAGGUCGGAUGACAAAAAGAAAAAAGCGAAAAGCAAACGUCAUCAGGAUCAAGGGAGAUGAUCGCUCACCCUUGGAGGAAGAAUAUGUACAAAUCCUCUAUUGAAUUAUCUCCCCCCACCCACAACUUUUGAGAACAACAUCGGGGAACUAUAGGAGAGGCAUAACAACGGUUUCUUCUUCCAUCAGGCUGACGACUAUUCUAUGACAACUGUUAAUGUAGUCCAAAUGAGGAGGAGAGUUGGAUUAUACUACCCAAACGGCUGUUGAAAAUGGUGGUGGGUAAAGAACGGAAGGAGAACCUCUGCCUGAAGACACAGGCAGAAGGUGGGAGGCCAGAGAGAAUCCGGUUAGACUUAAAACCAGAAAUGGAUGGACUCUGCUGUAGCAGAUGACAGACCAGUCCAUCUUAUGGGCCCGAUGCAGCCAUGAGAUGGAAGGAUGUCUUAAGCGGAAGACAACGCCUUCAGCCAGAAAGGGAGUGGCAUGUGGGAAAAUUACUAGUGUUAAAAUCACAGGUGCAUUGGGUAUCAAAAGGUGGACGGGAGGCUGAGCAAACUGCUCUGGGGCAAUUGGGUUUGUGAAUUUGCCGCUUCACUAGCUAGGCCAAAAGUUACCAGAAUCAAGGAGGUGCAGCUUAUGCCCCUGUGGUACUGGAUCCCUUGUCUCGGCCCUUCUGUGUCUAUGGGUAAUACAUUCACUUUAGAUGGAUAUACUACUUUUUCAUUUGACAAAUCGCAACGUUCAGAUGGAAUCUAAACGAUAAGGAUGGGGAAGAGUGACGCUGCCAGUCCAGACAAAGCCAAGUGUUGUUUUAUUUUAAAGACUUUUUGUGGGAAUUUUUUGUACUUUUUUUUACUAGACAUUUUUUUUUGGCUAACACUUAAGACUGUAACCUGUUGUUUUAUGUGUUAUUUACAAUUAAACUUCUACUGCAUAAUUACAGCCAAACGCUGAUUGCCUGGAAGCUUGUGAUUUACAGUGCCAUCCUAAACAGGGUUUCUGCCCUUCUAAGCUCAUUGAUUUCAAAAGACUCUGAAGGGUGCAACUUUGCUUAAGAUGACACUGUUGGAGGCUUUCCUGGCCUGUCUGUAUAGCUUUAUGGUGCUCUCUAGCAGCUUUGAAACGAGUGGUAAUGUGUAUCUUGGCAAUGGUGAGCAGCUGGAAGCAAUGGAAGUUCUAGCCAAGGGCCUCCUUGCCAAGCCUACAAACAGGUAAGCCUGCAAAUAAAGA
Messenger RNA from Eublepharis macularius, 3091 nucleotides. It is a transcript of the gene KLHL36, whose product is annotated as kelch like family member 36. Lineage: Eukaryota; Metazoa; Chordata; Lepidosauria; Squamata; Eublepharidae. Gene Ontology annotation, molecular function: cullin family protein binding. The transcript has 5 exons. The coding region runs from base 74 to 1921 and encodes 615 amino acids. The record is from RefSeq and is a predicted model, not a curated record.